Messenger RNA from Limanda limanda (common dab), 6052 nucleotides. RefSeq names its product PTPRF interacting protein alpha 1 (gene ppfia1). Gene Ontology annotation, biological process: synapse organization. Lineage: Eukaryota; Metazoa; Chordata; Actinopteri; Pleuronectiformes; Pleuronectidae. The record is from RefSeq and is a predicted model, not a curated record. Gene Ontology annotation, molecular function: protein binding. Gene Ontology annotation, cellular component: presynaptic active zone. The coding region runs from base 981 to 4658 and encodes 1225 amino acids. The transcript has 28 exons.
CCUCCCGCAGACUCCAGGCUCAUGAGGCGCUAGAGACCCGGAGCCCUCCAUUGGCUGUCCCGACUGCCGAGGCAGGCAGAGGCGACCGGGAAGCAGCGACCCGACGGACCCUGCUCGGUGGAGGAAGCCGGACGGAGCAGCAGCGGCUCGGACGGACACCAGUGGAACACCACCCGCGGCUCGGAGCAGAAUCCUCGCUAACGUCGGCUGGAAGUUUCCGAGAUGUGGUGACGUGACUGCACCGAGGCGACGGGGAGCUAACAGGGAGCUAACGGGAAGCUAACGAGGAGCUAACGGGAAGCUAAGGCUAGCCGACAAGCUAACGCUCCUGCCCGGGGAGAACGGGCGUAGUUCCUGGGGUUAAACGGCUCUGGGACCGGUUCAGAUCGUGUGGGACACACGGACACGACGCAGUCCUCCAUGUUGUCUCCUUUUAUGUCCAACAGAGCGGGUCUUUAGAGACGUAUCUGGAAACUAGCAAGUGUUAGCUAACUAGCGGGCUAGUAGCUAACUAGCGGGCUAGCAGCUAACAUCCAGACCGACUUCCAGCCGAGGAACUCCGCUUCCUCCGGCUCCACGUCCCCGGCCCGGCAGGUCCUCGAGCGGCCUCACUUCUACCGGAGGACGCAGGUGAAGGAUCCCACCCGGACGAGUUACUUCCACUUCCCGGGAUGCAACCAUCCAGCCACCGGCUCACUACAUGCUAGCCUGCUAACGCGGAGGUAGCCGGCCGAAGUUGGAAUACUGCCCCCGUCCCUGCUCACUCGGUGCGGGGGUUCGCUGCGAGGCCUUCCGGAAGCGAUCCCCUCUCCCCGGCCGCCAUGCCCACCCCCCGCCGGUGAGGGGACUCGAUCCGCCGAGGGACCCGUGUCUGUCCUGCUCGACCAGCCGGGGACACCGCGGACCACCGGGACCUGGCUGUUUACUCAUCCGAGUAACGUGUCUCUCGCAGCCCUCUGCCGUCCCGCUGUUCAGUCAAGAUGAUGUGCGAGGUGAUGCCCACCAUCAGUGAGGCCGAAGGGCCCGGGGGGGUCGGCGGCAGUGGUCGACGGGGGUCCGGCUCCCCGCUGCAGUCCGACUCUGAGGGUCACUUUGAGUCGCUGAUGGUGUCCAUGCUGGAGGAGCGGGACCGUCUUCUGGAGACUCUUCGGGAGUCUCAGGAGAACCUGGGCCUGACGCAGGGCAAACUGCACGAAGUGAGCCACGAGAGAGACUCGCUGCAGAGACAACUCAACACGGCACUGCCUCAGGAGUUUGCUGCACUAACCAAGGAGGUGAACGUGUGCCGGGAGCAGCUUCUGGAGAAGGAGGAGGAGAUCGCAGAGCUGAAGGCCGAGAGAAACAACACCCGGCUGCUGCUGGAGCACCUGGAGUGCCUGGUGUCCCGUCACGAGCGCAGCCUGAGGAUGACCGUGGUGAAGAGACAGGCUCAGUCUCCUGCAGGGGUCUCGAGUGAAGUGGAGGUCCUCAAGGCCCUGAAGUCACUGUUCGAACACCACAAAGCCCUCGAUGAGAAGGUCAGAGAAAGACUACGUGUUGCUUUGGAAAGAUGCAGCGUGUUGGAGGAGCAGCUCACCCUCUCGCACAAAGAAUUGGCGUACCUCCGGGAGCAGAGCAGCCAGAAGAGAGGCCUGGCAGACGGAACCAGCGAAGUCAACCACAACUCUGAAAACACGCCGAGCACCAACGGCAAGCGGUCGUCGGAUGGUUCGCUGAGCCAGGAGGACGAGUCGUUAUCUGGGUUCGGGAAGGUCUGUGAGCUCCAGGAUGUGGUGGACCGCCAGACCACCGAUCUGGGCCAGAUGAAGGAGCGCAUGUGUGCCAUGGUGUCACGCAUCAAUGAGCUGGAGGAGGACCUGGACACGGCCAGGAAGGACAUUAUCAAGUCCGAGGACAUGAACACGAGGCUGCAGAGAGAUCUGAGAGAGUCGGUAGCUCAGAAAGAAGACAUGGAGGAGAGGAUCACCACCCUGGAGAAGCGCUACCUGGCAGCUCAGCGGGAGGCCACCUCCGUCCAUGACCUCAACGACAAGCUGGAGAAUGAAGUGGCCAACAAGGAGUCCCUCUUCAGACAAACCGAGGACAGGAACCGGCAGCUGCAGGAGAAGCUGGAGCUGGCGGAGCAGAAGCUGCAGCAGACCAUCCGCAAGGCGGAGACUCUGCCUGAGGUGGAGGCGGAGCUGGCCCAGAGGGUCGCGGCCCUCACCAAGGCAGAGGAACGUCACGGCAACGUGGAGGAGAGACUGAGGCAGCUGGAGGCUCAGCUGGAGGAGAAGAACCAGGAGCUGGUCAGGGCUCGGCAGCGAGAGAAGAUGAACGAGGAGCACAACAAGCGCCUGUCGGAGACGGUGGACAAGCUCCUGUCCGAGUCCAACGAGAGACUCCAGCUGCACCUCAAAGAGAGGAUGUCUGCUCUGGAGGAUAAGAACGCCCUGAUUAGAGAACUGGAUCACACCAAGAAGCUGAUCGAGGAGUCUCACCACGAGAAGGAGCAGCUCCUGAUCGAGAUUGAGACCAUGAGGGCGGAGAACGAGCAGGGCAGGAGCAGGAGCAACUCCCUGUUACAUGGACGCUCUCAGCUGGGCAGCACUCCAGAUUUCAGGUAUCCAGUGUCGGCGUCCUCGCUGAUGGACAGUAACUCGGACCACUAUGGCAGCGCUCUGGUGCUGAGGCGACCUCAGAAGGGACGAGUGUCAGCGCUCCGCGACGAGCCGUCCAAGGUGCAGACUUUAAACGAGCAGGAGUGGGAGCGAAUGCAACAGGCCAACGUGCUGGCCAACGUGGCCCAGGCCUUUGAGAGUGACAUGGACGCCUCGGACCUGGAGGAGGACAGAGAGACCAUGUUCAGCUCAGUGGACAUGCUGUCCCCUGGUGGCCAGGCCGAUGCACAGACCCUGGCCUUAAUGCUGCAGGAGCAGCUGGACGCUAUCAACAAUGAAAUUAGAAUGAUCCAGGAGGAGAAGGAGAGCACAGCGAUCCGGGCAGAGGAGAUCGAGUGUCGGGUGGGCAGCGGCGACAGCCUGGGAGGACGCUUCCGCUCCAUGAGCUCCAUCCCCCCCUCCCUGUGUGCCGGCUCGUCGCUGGGCGGCUCCCCCCCGGGCUCCGGCCACUCCACGCCCAGACGCAUUCCUCGAAGCCCCAACAGGGAGCUGGACCGCAUGGGGGUCAUGACCUUGUCGGCUCAGGACGACAAGGCCACCAUCCGGUGUGAGACGUCCCCCCCCACCACUCCACGCUCCAUGCGCCUGAACAGAGAUGCAGGACACGCCUCCAGCGUGGAGGACAUCCGAGACAUCCGAGGUCUGGCCGGUCUGCAGGACGGGCAGGGGAGUAACCCCAGCAGCAGCAACAGCAGCCAGGACUCGCUCAACAAGGCAGCCAAGAAGAAGAGCAUCAAGUCUUCCAUCGGACGGCUCUUUGGAAAGAAGGAGAAGGGCCGACCCAGCAUCCCUGGGAAGGAUUCCUCCAGCCAAGCUGGCACGCCGGAGGCAGAGAGCUCUCCUAAGGACGGAUUAGGAAUGGGCACCCUGGGGGGCCCUGCCGACAAGAACCGGAAGCUGCAGAAGAAGCAUGAGUUGCUGGAGGAGGCUCGCCUGCAGGGCCUGCCGUUCGCCCAGUGGGACGGACCCACCGUGGUGGUUUGGCUGGAGCUGUGGGUGGGCAUGCCGGCCUGGUACGUGGCGGCGUGCCGCGCCAACGUGAAGAGCGGCGCCAUCAUGUCGGCGCUGUCGGACACGGAGAUCCAACGGGAGAUCGGAAUCAGCAACCCGCUCCAUCGCCUGAAGCUCCGCCUCGCCAUCCAGGAAAUCAUGUCCCUCACCAGCCCCUCGGCCCCCCCCACCUCACGCACGACAACAGGAAAUGUUUGGGUCACUCAUGAAGAAAUGGAAACGCUGGCCGCCACACCCCCCACGACGCUGGCGUACGGUGAGAUGAACCACGAGUGGAUCGGUAACGAGUGGCUGCCCAGCCUCGGCCUCCCCCAGUAUCGGUCCUACUUCAUGGAGUCCCUGGUGGACGCCCGCAUGCUGGACCACCUCACCAAGAAGGACCUGAGGGGACAGCUCAAGAUGGUGGACAGCUUCCACAGGAACAGUUUCCAGUGCGGAGUGAUGUGUCUGAGGAGGCUGAACUACGACAGGAAGGAGCUGGAGAGGAGGCGGGACGAGUGCCAGCUGGAGCUCAGAGACGUGCUGGUGUGGAGCAACGAGCGCCUGAUCGGCUGGAUCCAGGCCAUCGGACUGAAGGAGUACAGCAGCAGCCUCUACGAGAGCGGCGUCCACGGAGCCCUGCUCGCUCUGGACGAGACCUUCGACCACAACACCCUGGCCCUGCUGCUGCAGAUCCCCAUGCAGAACACACAGGCCAGAACGACUCUCGAGCGUGAAUACAACAGUCUGCUGGCCGUCGGCACAGAGAGGAGGAUGGAAGAGGACGACGAUAAGAACUUCCGCCGAGCUCCGUCGUGGAGGAAGAAGUUCCGGCCCAAAGACGUGCGAGGGGGCGGGGCUUCGGACACGCUGCCCGCCAACUUCCGGGUGAACAGCAGCGGUUCCUCAUCUCCCGCCACACAACCAAAGAGGAGCCCGAUGGACGGUAGCCGCUGGUCAGAGGAGGAGGGCGAGUUCCCCGCGUUCAAGACCAGGAUGAUGAACUGAGUUUUCUCUCAAAGACACUAAAAACACGUUUGGUUGUCAUCACAGAAAAAGACCUUUACUCAUCAACCUGCGUCUCCCCAGAGGAAACGUGUGAUUUAUCUACAUUUGUUAUAUUUAUGUAAACCAAUGGGACAUUUAAUUGAUUUUAGAAAAGACUGUGUAAUCCUUUUAUCCUCUUAAUCGACCCACUUUUUAAGAAUAAACCUUUCUCCACUGUGCCCAUAUUAAGCUCCGCUCUCAGAUGGAUGUAACUGAACGUUUCUACUGUCUGGAGUUUGUAUAUUUCUACCAACAGACAUUUUAUCUAAUCUUUUUUAUAAUCCUGAUUCUAUUGACCAGAUGUACGUUGUUUUUUUUCCUCUUUUGAUUUGAAUUCUAAUCAUCGAAUUUAUGCUCAAGUGACUUUGACAUGUGAUAUAACUUAAUUCAUAUCCUUUGCCCUUUUUAACUGUUGUAUUUCUUUGUAGCUUAUUACCUGUGACUUUGUGUAAAUGCAGCUCUUAGGUCAAGGGAAGUGUGAAUAUCAGACAAUUUGCUGGAGUCGUCAGACAGUUUCACAAACUUCUCAGCUCUGUGAGUCGUCAUCACCUUUAGAAUAACUGCUGGCACGCCGGGUGAUGGCGGCUGCACAUCACGUGAAACACACACACAGAAUAUUUCCUUUUUCUCUUCUUUGUUUUUUCAUAUCUGCGAUACCAAAACGAAACUCUUGAAUUUAAGAAGUAAAGCCAUAUAUCAGUAGCGGGGGGGAAACAGGGCUACUUUCAGAUGCAAGCGAAACAGAAUUCCAGGUUCUCUCCCGUCGACCUUGCAUGCAGAAACUCCUCCCACUAAACCCCACCCAGCCCCCUCACACCCCGUUUGUCCCUUUAAACAAAACGAACCUCCCUCACCUCUGGAGAAACAGAGCGAUGGACCAACUUCACCGAGGCCUCAGUGGAUCCUCGCCGUGACGAGAUCACCAUCCCCCCAGAAACCCCCUUUUUUAAAAACACUUUGUAUGAGGAUUUCAUAUCAAGCCUUAUUGUUUCUGAACUCAUCUGUCGUCUGCUCUUAUUUAUUACUCAUCAGCGUUCAGAGCUCCAGCCCCAGUUUGUCUUCCACGUCUUAGUUCGUCCACUCUCUCAACACCGGUUCCACCGGUUCCACCGCUCGGAACCCACCAGUUUUCUGUCUUCUCACACUUCAUGUAGUUCAAGCUUCCAGUAGAGACACUUCGGUUUGAGGUGUCGUCACGUAGGCACAAUGCAAAUCAUAUUGCUGUUGUUUUAUUCCCGCUCCUCCACCUGUUGAAUUUUAUGAUCUUGUAACUAUGAUGUACAGUCUGAGUACUUAUAAACUAUUUUUAUCACAGUAUUAUUUAUUGCUUACUUUCAAUAAAAUACUGAAACUUA